Molecule: messenger RNA, 1067 nt
Organism: Saccoglossus kowalevskii
Lineage: Eukaryota; Metazoa; Hemichordata; Enteropneusta; Harrimaniidae
Source: RefSeq, a predicted model, not a curated record
UUGUCGGCCAUGAUUGUCCGAACGGUUGGACGCUGUACAACGACCAUUGUUAUAAACUGCGUAAUUUAAUCAAACAGUCCUGGCAGAAUGCCCAGACCAUGUGUACAUACGAUGCUGCCAAUCUAUGUAGCGUGGCAGAUGACUUGGAAAACUAUUUUAUGGCAGAUGCCUUUGGUGCCUUUGGAGAAGACAGUGACUGUGCGUGGAUUGGCCUACAGGAUUUUUCAACUAGUCAACGCUCCUACGAAUGGGUUGAUGGUUUAAACUCUACGUAUUUAGGAUUUUCAUACGACUACUAUGAAGACUAUGCCCUCUACGCCUGUACUGUCAUAUGCUUUUCUGACGGCUACUGGCACAAACGAGCCUGUGGUAGCCGGCAAAAAUACAUUUGUAAGAAACGAAUAGACGGCACUACUGUACGACACACUGUGCCCCAAACUGCCGAUUUCUCUAACGGGCUGGAAUUUGUUGCCAUAGCAACUGUGGUCAUAAUGAUUCUCAUCUUCAUUGCACUCGUGUGGUCUUUUAUUAUUUUAAAUGCGAAGUCGUGUAAGAAAUAUCGUUCCAAGGGAGACAUUUUAAUACCGUCGUACAGUCGAGUCAAAGAGCACCCAAUGGGUACGGGGGUGGUUCAUGAUCUCCCUAGCGUCUCGGAUUCAUCGGAUUCCAAGUACGGGGAUGAGGAGUAUGUGAACGGGGCUUGUGCCACUGCGCAUGACGGGCCAGAGUCCUUACCGACAGUUGCCAUGGCUGUAAGCAAGAUGACCAAUACUGGUACCGACAAUUCCGUAGAUCUGAAAACCAUAUCAGCUGCGACUUUACAAAGCGUUAGCGAUGAGGAUUUGUUGACGCCGGGAAGGCGACAUUUGUCGUCCAAACAGAGACUGUCACCCGGCACGAUUGAACUUAGACCCCUUGGUGGCGCUAUGAAUACGUACAGACGACUGCCAUUGGCGACAUCGACAUCGUCCUGGGAGACUACAGAGUCGCCGUUAUCUUUAGACUAUUCUCCAAGUGACGAUUUGAAAGAUGGUUCAGAAUCAAAACAUGGAGUAUUCUUUGUAUGA